Messenger RNA from Lagenorhynchus albirostris (white-beaked dolphin), 3372 nucleotides. RefSeq names its product exportin-6-like. Gene Ontology annotation, biological process: protein export from nucleus. NCBI's taxonomy places the organism in Eukaryota, Metazoa, Chordata, Mammalia, Artiodactyla, Delphinidae. The record is from RefSeq and is a predicted model, not a curated record. Gene Ontology annotation, molecular function: small GTPase binding; nuclear export signal receptor activity.
AUGGCAUCUGAAGAAGCCUCUCUCGGGGCAUUGGAAAGUCUGAUGACAGAGUUUUUCCACGACUGUACAACCAAUGAAAGAAAACGUGAGAUAGAGGAACUUCUUGAUAACUUUGCUCAGCAAAUAGGAGCCUGGAGAUUCUGCCAGUAUUUUCUCUCCAGCACUAGGAAUGACUGUGUAAUGAUGUACAGUUUAACGUUUUUUGAGAAUCUGAUCAAUAAAAUGUGACUUGGGGUCCCAUCUCAGGAUAAGAUGGAAAUCCGUAGCUGCCUGUCCAAACUCCUCUUGGCUCACCACAAAACCUUACCUUACUUCAUCUGGAACAAGCUCUGCAAAGUGAUUGUUGACAUUGGCCGUCAAGAUUGGCCCAUGUUCUACCAUGACUUUUUUACUAACAUUUUACAGUUGAUCCAGUCCCCUGUGACAACUCCCCUCGGGCUGAUCAUGUUGAAGACAACUUCAGAAGAGCUGGCUUGUCCCGCGGAGGACCUCAGAGUGGCUCAGAAGGAGGAGUUGCAAAAGCUGCUGCUGGACCAGGUGCAGACAGUGCUUGGGCUACUGACAGGUAUCUUGGAGACUGUCUGGGACAAACACAGCGUGACUGCCACCACCCCACCACCAUCCCCGACCUCAGGAGAAAGUGGUGACUUACUGAGUAACCUGUUGCAGAGUCCUAGUUCAGCCAAACUGUUGAAUCAGCCAAUCCCCAUCCUUGAUGCAGAGAGUGAGUAUAUCUGUUCCUUGGCCUUGGAGUGCCUGGCCCAUCUCUUCAGUCGGAUUCCUCUGUUUGCCAGCAUCAUCCCGUCCCUCCUUACCACCAUCUUCCACUUUGCCUGCUUUGGCUGUGACAUCCAGGCCAGAAAGAUGGCAUCAGUUAAUGGCAGCAGCCAGAACUGUGUAUUGGGUCAGGAGUGCAGCUGGCUUGGGGUCCUGGCCAUGUCCUGCAUCAAUGAACUCAUGUCCAAGAACUGUGUGCCUAUGGAAUUCGAGGACUACUUACUGUGUAUGUUCCAGCAGACUUUCUACCUGCAGAAAAUCACCAAGGAUAACAAUGCCCACACGGUGAAGAGAAGGCUAGAAGAACUCAAUGAGUGCUACAUCGAGAAGUUUAAUGACCUUCUGCAGCUCUUUGUGAGUGUUCACCUAAGAAGAAUCGAGUCCUACUCCCAGUUCCCUGUGGUGGAGUUUUUGACAGUUUUGUUCAAGUACACAUUUCAUCAGCCUACUCAUGAAGGUUACUUUUGUUUGGAUAUCUGGACGCUCUUUUUGGACUAUCUGACAAGGAAAACGAAAAGCCGUCUAGGAGACAGGGAAGCAGUUCUCAACAGGUACGAAGACGCCCUAGUCCUCUUGCUUAUGGAGGUGUUGAAUCGAAUCCACUUCAGAUACAACCAGGCCCAGUUGGAGGAGUUGGAUGACAAAACUCUGGAUGACGAUCAGCAGACAGAGUGGCAGUGGUACUUACACCAGAGCUUGGAGGUAGUGGCCAAAGUGAUGGAGCUCCUUCCCACACACGCCUUCUCAACACUGUUCCCAGUUCUUCAGGACAAUUUAGAAGUUUAUCUGGGGGUUUAUCUGGGGUUAGGGCAGUUUAUAUUUACUUCAGGGUCAGGACACAUGUUGAACAUCACAGCAGAGAACGACUGCCAGCAGCUGCACUGUUCCCUGUGAGUCCUGAGCUCCCUCCUGCAGGCUGUGGGCCACCUAGCUGAGUACUUCAUUGGGGACGUGUUCACAGUGCGCUUCAGGGACACCCUCACUGUGGUGGAGAGGUUGGUCAAAGUCACUUUGUAUGGAGCUCAGAUAAAAUUGUACAAAAUUGAGACUGCCGUGCCAUCAGUAUUGAAGCCUGAUCUCAUUGAUGUGCAUGCUCAGUCCCUGGCUGCUCUGCAGGCUUACUCUCACUGGCUAGCACAGGACUGCAGCGAGGCUCAUCGGCAGAAUAUGCAGCAGUUUGUUACGCUCAUCUCCACCACCAUGGAUACAGUCACACCUCUGAUCAACAAGGUCCGAGACAAAUUGCUGCUAUCUGUGUGCCAUUUACUGGUCUCCCGGGCCACCACUGUGCGACCUGUCUUUCUGAUCAGCAUCCCUACAGUACAGAAAGUAUUCAACAGAAUCACCGAUGCCUCUACCCAGCAGCUUGUUGACAAGGCUCAGGUAUUGGUGUGCCACGCCCUCUCUAACAUCCUGUUGCUUCCGUGGCCAAACAUCCCGGAGAACGAGCAGCAGUGGCCUGUGCACUCCAUCAACCAUGCCAGCCUCAUCUCUGUGCUCUCUCGGGAUUAUUGCAACCUGAAGCCCAAUGCUGUCACCCCGCAGAGGAAGAUGCCCCUGGAUGACACCAAAGUGAUUAUCCACCAGAGUGUCUUAGAAGAUAUCGUGGAGAAUAUCUCUGGGGAAUCCACCAAGUCCCAACAGAUCAGCUACCAGUCCCUGCAGGAAUCUGUUCAAGUCUCACUGGCCCUCUUUCCAGAUUUUAUCCAUCAGCCAGAUGUGUCUGAUGAGAUGCUGAGCUUCUUCCCCACUCUGUUUCGAGGCCUUAGAGUACGGAUGGGCAUGCCUUUCACUGAGCAGAUCAUACAGACUUUCCUCAAUAUGUUUACCAGAGAACAGUUGGCCGAGAGCAUCCUCCACGAGGGCAGUACUGGCUGCCGGGUGGUUGAGAAGUUCCUGAAGAUCCUGCAGGUGGUGGUCCAGGAACCUGGCCAGGUGUUCAAGCCCUUCCUCCCCAGCAUCAUCGCCCUGUGCAUAGAGCAGGUGUAUUCCAUCAUCGCUGAGCGCCCCUCCCCUGAUGUGAAGGCUGAGCUGUUUGAGCUCCUUUUCCGGUCGCUCCAUCACAACUGGAGGUGCUUCUUCAAGUCCACCAUCCUAGCCAGUGUCCAGAGCGGGAUUGCUGAGGAGCAGAUGGAGGAUGAGCGUCAGUUCAGUGCCAUCAUGCAGGCUUUUGGACAGUCCUUUCUCCAGCCUGACAUCUACCUAUUUAAAUAAAAUCUCUUUUACUUGGAGACUCUCAACACCAAGCAGAAGCUGGACCAGAAGAUCUUCCGGACCACCAUUCUCUCUCAGUUUGUGAACAUGCUGCUCCAGAUCCUGGUUCACAAGUCCCACGACCUCCUGCAGGAGGAGAUUGGCAUUGCCAUUUACAGCAUGGCUUCUGUGGACUUUGAUGGCUUCUUCGCGGCCUUCCUCCCAGAGUUUCGGACCAGCUGUGACGGUGUGGAUGCCAACCAGAAAAAUGUGCUGGGGCGGAAUUUCAAGAUGGAUGGGGACCUGCCCUCAUUCAUCCAGAAUGUGUACAGCCUGGUCAACGACCUGCGUUACUACAGACUCUGCAACGACAGCCUGCCCCCCGGCACCAUGAAGCUCUAG